AGUGACCUGUAGAGACACCCUGUAUGGUUUGUGCCAUCUUAUGCGCGUCCGCGUGUGCUAAUCUCCGAAAUAAUAUAUACAAAUGUGCUGUUAUUUAAUUAUUAUAAAUAACAAUAAUAUUGAUAUAACGUUUAUGUCACAAUUAAGGAACUAAUCAUUCAAUAUGAAUAAUAUAAUAAAAUCGGUCAUUAGAACAGGAUACAAAAAUCAUGGAAAUAUAUUUUUAAGGUUAACUUGUGAUACCAAAAACAUUUGCAAUGUUAACUAUAAACCGGACAAAAUAGAUAACUUGCUAAGACCUAAAGAAAAAGUUAAUUAUUUUGUUAUUAUUCGAACGUAUAGUAAUCAAUUUAGUGAUGCAGAAACAAAAUCCACAGAAGAAGAAUUAUAUGAUGACUAUGAAGAUGAAAACAGUUUACUAACAGAAAAUCAAUAUGCUCGGAAAUAUUUUCAAAAUUCUUUUCAUUAUAACAAAACGAUUGUACCGCAAAGAAAAUUGGAAGUAAUUAUUACAGAUGAGGAGGCAGAAAAAAUAUUAAAUAAAGAUUGGUCGACGGCUACUAUCAUGGAAGCGAUUUCCGCUUUGAAGACAUUGUCACAUUAUAUUGCAAAGAAAAAUGAUCUUGAUGUUGAUCAACUGCCAAAAUAUAAACUUAUCUUAAAUGCUUUAAAUGAAAAUGUUAAUAAUCUUACAUUUGAUUUAUUAGAAGAAAUAUUAAUCAAUUUAUUACCAUUUACUAAACAUUUGAGAAAAACAAAAGAAUUUAAUAAUUUAAUGACAUCACUAGAUAAUUAUUGUGUAAAAGAAUAUACAAAGUGGCCUAUUGAUAAAAUGUUUUUAAUAGCUGACGCAUUUUAUUGUCUUUACUAUAUAAAUAGUAAUUUUAUAUGGAAAUUAUUGAGAAAAAUGAAUACAAAGUUAAAUAAACUAACAACAAAAAAUAUUAUUCAACUUAUGUUUCUUGUUAAUAUUAAACGUAAUAGUCCACUAAAUAUGUACGAAGUCGAAUCAAUUUUAGAAAAACAUUUAGAUGAUUUUACUAUAAAUGAAUUAGGUCUGGUAGCGAUGGGAUUUUUUAAAAGUAAGUCAAAAAUCAGAGAUUCUAUGUUAUUGAAAACCAUCACAAAUCGUUUAGCUCAUGAUAUAAAGAUUGUGGAUAAUAUCAGCUUAGCAGCUUUAUUAAAACUUAUACGGUUUAGCAUGAAAUAUAAUGAAAUUGUAAACUUAAAAUUGUUAAUGAGUAGUGUUACUCCAUUACUUCCUAAACUCGAUCUUCAAUGUCUAGCGCAUGUAGUACAUGUUUAUGGUAAGGCACAUUUGUACUCAAAACCCUUUAUGGAUGUCAUUAUAACAAGGUUUUACAAUGAAAUCAAAAAUGCAAGAUUGAAAGACAUCGAAAAAUUGACAUUUGCCUUAAGUACAUUCUCUAUUGAUACUACAAAUCCUAUAUAUAAUAAAAUAAUUGAGGAAUUAACUUGUCGUUUAUCCGACGAUAAGAAAGAGAUAUUUAGAUAUCCAUGGAUGUUUAUUAGUAUAAUGCGGUAUUUGGCCGUUUUAAAUAUUUAUCCCCUUCAUUUGAUAAAAUUAGCAUUGGAUCCAUCUUAUAUUAACUUAAGGUGCAAAGGUAAUAUUUAUUUAAUUGGCUGGGAAUAUUCCAUAUUAGAAUACUGUAUAAAGGUAGAUCGACCUGAAUAUACUGGACCAUUUCUUUCGGAGAGUACUCUUCUAACUUCAACUAAGCGACAUUGGAAGAUAAUGGACUUGGAGAAUUCAUCAUCCUUGGUUCGCAAGAUAUUUAAUGAAAUUAUGCUUGUCCUGAAGGAAUCCAUCGUAAAGGAUGUAGAUUUAUAUAGUGGUAGAAUAUUACCUCAAUUUGUAAAAAAUAAUAUUGUCGUUGGUAUGGAUGAACAUCAGAAUUUCAUCUCAGCAGAACCAAUUUUAUCACAAAUACCUGAAGUUAACAUCAAGAGAAUAGAUGAUACAUUUCCAAAAAACAUCAAAUGGCUGAUAUUUGUUGUAAUACAUCAUAAGCAUACAUUGAAAGAAACUAAUAAACCAACAGGCAUUACAAAUGCAAAAUUAAGGCAACUGAAAAAAAUUGGAUAUACGCCUAUUUUAAUAACGAGUCACGAAUGGUUUCUAUUACAAAAUGGAGAAGAGAAAACGAAUUAUUUGAAAAAUCUUAUAACAAGUUCAAUUUAGCAUAAAAGAAAUGUUAUAUCGUAUAUAUAUAUAUAUAUACACACACAAACAAGAAUAAGAACGUAAUCUUUUCUGAAAAUAAUCGUUUCUACGAUUCCUAAAUGUAUAAGAAAUUCUAUAUUAAUAAAUUGUAAAAAUCUUAA
This is a messenger RNA of Polistes canadensis, 2346 nucleotides long. RefSeq lists its product as uncharacterized. The record is from RefSeq and is a predicted model, not a curated record. NCBI's taxonomy places the organism in Eukaryota, Metazoa, Arthropoda, Insecta, Hymenoptera, Vespidae. Bases 164 to 2203 code for a protein of 679 amino acids. The transcript is spliced from 7 exons.